UUUGAGAUCAUGCCAUUGCAAUGGCUUAAUGAGCAAAAAAAUGAUAACAAUCACAAAAAGUAAGGGGAUAAACGGCUACGAUGUAAAGAUGAUGUUCUCAUUCCCGUGAAUAAUCUUUUCUAAAUAGCGGGUAGCUGCGCAUCCCUUUCACUGCAGUGCUCUGGCUUCGAGAUUGACGAACAUGACCAGAUCAAAUACGAAUCAUUUGAAAUGGCUAACGACGCAACGGCACGGAACCACACGAGUCAUAGCUACGCGACAUGCCGGAUCAAGGAGGUGUGCAAAGGCUCUACGAGCGACCAGCAAACCAGAUGUAACGUCGUUGAGGAUAUUCUUACUGAGCUUGAGCCCAGCCUGUGCCCUGGGAUGUGUUAUUACAUCAUUGUUCCCCAUCGCCAAUGCGGAGAAGGCAAUUACAUCUCUACUGUGUAUAUGACGCAUGUGCCUGAAGGAAACACAGUCAUUAAGAUUUACCGGGCCCAGAGCACUUUACCUACUGCUAAUGUCACCAUCGAUGCCGGAUGUGAUGGAAUCGAAGGACAGGAGUUCUCCGAUAGCUGUGAAAUAAUGGUCGACCAGUCCUGCCCCGGCACAAAUGUUCAGACCUUUGAGGCCAACCAGAAUAUCGCACUUGAAAUCAAAUCCGUUACCGGCGAGAAGAAAGUGGCUGUUUCAUUUUCUAAACAGUUUUCAACUCCAGUGACCGCCCUGGUGACGAUCCACGACACUCGCGCCGGUGAAACCGAUACCGGUGAUGGGUCGCAGACAACCGAGAACGUCGUUGAGGGCGUGGAUGACGCCGCCAGCGUGGUAAAAACGAAACUCGUCAUCGAUUCUCUUGUACUCGACAUCAUCCUCGUCGACGAUCAAGGACGACAGAUCCAGCUCGAUGAUGAUCAUUUGAUACAUUUGGCCUUUGGGUCAAAUCAGCCGGGAGGAUUCAAGGAAAGAGUUUGUCGCUUCUUUGAUGAAACAGAGGAAAAAUGGUCUGGCCAUGGCUGCCAUGUUUCUGAUAGUAACGAGACUGACGUCACCUGUGCCUGUAACCAUACUACCAGUUUCGCAGUGCUACUGCAGUUUGAGGAUUGUACGAUUGAAGGAGCCAAUCUGAAGAUACAAACCUUGAUGACCAGGUUCUUCAAUGCCAUCUCUAUCGCUGCCCUAUUCCUCUCCGUGGUCAUUUUCUGCUAUCUCAAGUUGUACACAUCUGACCAGGUGAAAGUCCACAUCUGUCUUGCAAUCUCAUUGGCCUUGGCUCAACUUGUCAUGCUCUUCAUGGAUCAAACACAACACAAGGGCAUGUGUCGGGCCAUCGCUGGUAUCAUGCACUACCUGCUGACUGCUUACUGUAUCUCCAUGAUACUUGAGGGAACACUCCUCCACCGCAAGGCAUCCAGGACUCACAAGGCACCAGUCAAGGGCUGGAUGAUCAUUCUUGCAGUUUGGGGUAUUCCGUGUGUGAUGGUUGCCGUUUUGAUGGGGUCUUUGAUUGAUGGCUAUGGAGGGGAAUGCGCCUGUUUCUUGAACGUCCAGUACAAAACUAUGUAUAUCUGGCUUACCGAGGUGUGUCUUGUCGUAGUGGUAAACACAGUCCUCCUGUAUUUGAUCAUGCGCACUUUUGUCUCUCUCAAGGCAAAUGCUAAGAAGAGUGAUACGGACAGACUUAAGGCUACCGCUCGUGCUGUGUUGAUUAUGGUGCCUAUGCUGGGAAUGACGUGGGUAUUUGGCUUGCUUCAGGCUGUCAUGAAGAAUGUCUUCUUGCAAUGGUUUUUCAUACUGAUGAACGCACUGCAGGGCCCACUGUUCUUUGUGUUUCAAUGCGUCAUGCAUCCCGAGGUUCAGAAGGUGAUUGGACGAAAGCGCAAGGUUGGUGACUCCUCCAAGUGGGCCAUGAACACCUCCACAUCUGGUACGGGAGGAACUCAAUCUACAGAUAAGGGUACUUCUCAGUUCACAGAGUCUAAGCUGAGUAAAGGACUUUAAGAAUUGCCGUGACGGUCCCUGAAACAAAUGGCGUAGUCGGUGCCAUCAGCUCUCACAUUUUGAGUUAGUUAAUUCAUCAAUUAAUAUAGAGGUAUACG
Lytechinus variegatus (green sea urchin) is the source of this 2081-nucleotide messenger RNA. RefSeq names its product adhesion G-protein coupled receptor D1-like. Bases 211 to 1983 code for a protein of 590 amino acids. NCBI's taxonomy places the organism in Eukaryota, Metazoa, Echinodermata, Echinoidea, Temnopleuroida, Toxopneustidae. The transcript has 15 exons. Gene Ontology annotation, cellular component: membrane. Gene Ontology annotation, biological process: cell surface receptor signaling pathway; adenylate cyclase-activating G protein-coupled receptor signaling pathway. Gene Ontology annotation, molecular function: G protein-coupled receptor activity. The record is from RefSeq and is a predicted model, not a curated record.